CCAGCCGAGAGUCAGAGCUGCUGCUGCUGCUGAGGAAGAGGAGAUGAGGAGGAAGAGGAGGAUCAACGCGGAGGAUUUUGUGAAUCAGUCUGAGUAGGCCGAACCCUACCAACAGUGUGGGUUGCGUUUUGGCAGCAAGAAACGUCAUAUCCGGUCAUGCAACCCGGCAGAGCACAUUAACUUCCGGGGCGCGGGGUGAAACGCUGAAAUGUUAUGCUUUUGGAGUCUUUCUCAUCUUUAGCUUGUUUGUAACAACAAGUCUUAGUAUAAAAACGUGAGCAGCACUUUUAAUGGAUGCAUUGCAAAGACACCAGUCACUUUAUAAAGGGAAGACUCCGCCAUGGAAAGAAACGUACCGACAGCGCUGUGUAAACAGGCUGAAAAACAGCCGCUCCAGGCUGCUGGAGAGAUACCGGCAGAUGGGAGACAGCCCACAGUGUUGCGGCUCCGGGACCUCCAUCAUCGUCCAGGAGGUGAUGGAGGAGGAGUGGAGCGCUCUGCAGUCAGAGGACCGGAGGCUGCCCUCCCUGUGGGGGCCGGACGGCAUGGCAGAGAUGUUCAGUGUUACGAGGGAAUACGAUGAACUAGCAGUGCUGGAAGAAAUCCAACAGGAGCUUAUGUCUCAAGAAAUGUCCAUUAUCGAAGAGUACGAGAAGAACCUGCAGUUUGAGCAGCAGUACAUCUCCUCUGUUGUGGAAGGGAUGGAAGAAAUGCAUAUUAUUUGUCCCAUAUGUCACAGGAACAACCUGAACGUCAACAGCCAUUUUAUCUCCUGUCCGUGUGGAGUUUAUAUCAACACUACGGCACAGAACAUCACCCCUGAUGUCCUGCAGCAUCUUCUGGAGUCCAGAGUCUCAGAACAUAUGGAGGACUGUCUCCACAACCCUGUUUUCUCCUUAACUCCCAGCACAGAAAGCUCUCCCAACCUAAUGAUAAGCUGCCAGGUUUGUGACUAUCUGUCCAUCGUCCUGUGAACAGAGACACGGCUGUCAAAUUUGGUUUGAGGUUUAUUUUGGUGCUCACUUUAUGUUUUUUGAAAUAAAGACUAUUUUUUUCAAUAUUUUACAUGUGAUUGCUGCCUUUUAACACCGCCAAGACAAAGGAGAUGGUCAUUGACCCCCAUAAAUCCAAAUCUCGCCCCCUGCCUGUUAGCAUAGAUGGUGCUGACAUUGAGGUGGUGUCUAGUUAUAGGUACCUGGGUGUCCACCUGGAUGAAAAGCUGGACUGGUCCUUCAACACAACUGCCAUCUACAAGAAGGGACAGGGUCGGCUUCACUUCCUCUGCAGGCUGCACUCGUUCAGUGUGUGCAGUGACAUGCUGCACAUGUUCUACAAAUCAGUGGUGGAGAGUGCCCUGCUGUAUGCUGCUGUCUGCUGGGGUGGCAACCAGAUGGACAAGGACAGCAGGCGGCUGGACAAGCUUAUUAAGAGAGCUGGUUCGGUGGUCGGGAGAGGUCUACACGAUGUGGGGACUGUAGUUGAGAGAUGCAUGAGGGGCAAGAUGCAGAGCAUCCUGACAAAUCCCACCCAUCCUUUGUACAGUACUGUCUCCGGACAAAAGACGGUCUGCUUUCAAUGCGCUGCAGGACGGAGCGCUUCAGGCGAUCCUUCAUCCCUUCAGCCAUCAGAAUACGUAACUCCCCAUAGCUCCCCCCCUUUCAACUCGGUUGUCCUUUUUAUGUUUUUACAUGUGACGAUGUUUUUAUGUGUUUUUCUCAGUGUUUUAUAUGAGCUGCCGGAUACAACAAUUUCCCUACGGGGAUAAAUAAAGUAUCCAUCUAUCUAUCCA
Acanthochromis polyacanthus (spiny chromis) is the source of this 1789-nucleotide messenger RNA. RefSeq names its product RPA interacting protein (gene rpain). The transcript is spliced from 8 exons. Bases 291 to 974 code for a protein of 227 amino acids. The record is from RefSeq and is a predicted model, not a curated record. Gene Ontology annotation, cellular component: PML body; nucleus. Gene Ontology annotation, biological process: protein import into nucleus. NCBI's taxonomy places the organism in Eukaryota, Metazoa, Chordata, Actinopteri, Pomacentridae.